AUGGGGAGGGGAAGCAGCAGCAUAGUGAUCUCAAAGGUUAUAAUUUUGGGCACCAUCAUCGCAAAUCUACUGCUCUCUGCUACCACCGUAGCAUCGUUCUCCUUCUGGCCGUACCAUUACGUCCACGUCACCAACGAGCUCACCGGCGGGAAGGUGCUGCUCGUCCACUGCAAGUCCGGCACCCGCGACCUCGGGGUCCAGAACAUCAGCCCUGCCAAGGAUCUGACGUGGCGGUUCAGGCCCGGGUUUCUCGUCGUGGCGACUCUGUACUGGUGCUACAUAGCCCCCGACGACAGCCACCACAUCCAUUUCGAUGCGUGGUCAAACGACGUCGCGGGGAAGUACGAGGGAAGCAGUAGCGGAGUUAUCUCAACGGUAACAAUUCUGAGCACCAUCCUCGCGAAACUACUGCUCUCUGCUACCACCGUAACGGCGUUCUCCUUCUGGCCGUAUCACUACGUACACGUCACCAACCAGCUCACCGGCGGGAAGGUGUUGCUUGUCCACUGCAAGUCCGGCACCCGCGACCUCGGGGUCCUGGCCAUCAACCCUGCCAACGAGUUCAACUGGCGGUUCAGGCCGUGGAAUCUCUACGUGUCGACUUUGUAUUGGUGCUACAUAGCCCCCCGACGACAACCACCACAUCUAUUUCGAUGCAUGGACGGAUGA
This is a messenger RNA of Linum tenue, 669 nucleotides long. NCBI's taxonomy places the organism in Eukaryota, Viridiplantae, Streptophyta, Magnoliopsida, Malpighiales, Linaceae. The record is from the annotation of a GenBank genome assembly.